AUGGAUGCAAUUGAAUCAGUGCAACAAGAUAUCCUUGCAUUGGAACGAGAGAUACAAAGUAUAAGAUCCCAACUUUCAGAUGCAAGGAAUAACAAAUCUAAUGCAGAUGAAAUUAAAGUUCCAGAUCUUUACAAAGAGUUUCUUUCAGAAGGAAUCAACUUUUCACGCUUGCUAAUCAGAGAGGAUGAGCAUUUCACAGACAAGGUAGUGAUUUCCCCAAACAAGAGAAUACCCAACAGCAAACAUUACCGUAAUCCAGAUCAAUCACAUUCAAUCAACUCAGCGGUACGAUCUAAUUUCACUGGUGUUGCUGCUAAGGAAAAUGUUGCAGGUUUUGAAUCGAUCAAUGAAUUUGUACGAUGGGAAAACUCUGUAAGAUUAAGCGGUGUGUCUUUGUUUCCUGUGAACUACUGUGAUAUCGAAUACAUGGGAAUUAGAUUGGAAGUGUUCAGUGAGUUAGAUCUGAGGUAUAAACUACCAUUAUAUAUUAUACUGAAACCCUCAGCUAAGAUAGUUGGUGCUUGGGAACUCUUUAAACAUAGUCUACCAAAAUAUGUUCAAAUUUAUCAUUACUGGGAACAGUGCACGGACUCAACAGAUACCAGUAACAGUAACAUCAUGAAAUUCGCUAACCUUUGUUAUAAGGAUAUAUUAAAUGUUCAUUCAAGGGUCGAAUUUUUCCACAAACUCGACAAGGCCUCAGACGACAAAACAGAAAACCAGUUUUCCCUAUUGAAGAUCGAUGAAAUGGGAUAUCACGUAUCAUUCAGACUAGGCGCUGCUAUUGUUAACAUUAUAAACAAUGAUAGAAACGAAAUUGUAAACUGUGCUAUCAACGAUCAACUUAAUAUGUCUUUUCUUGGGUCGAUUUUUGACUUACCUGGUAAGUUCGAUUUAGUCACUACAUAA
This is a messenger RNA of Kluyveromyces marxianus DMKU3-1042, 909 nucleotides long. RefSeq names its product Mcm21p (gene MCM21). NCBI's taxonomy places the organism in Eukaryota, Fungi, Ascomycota, Saccharomycetes, Saccharomycetales, Saccharomycetaceae. The coding region runs from base 1 to 909 and encodes 302 amino acids. Gene Ontology annotation, cellular component: kinetochore. The record is from RefSeq and is a predicted model, not a curated record. The transcript has 2 exons.